Molecule: messenger RNA, 2250 nt
Organism: Phytophthora infestans T30-4
Lineage: Eukaryota; Oomycota; Peronosporomycetes; Peronosporales; Peronosporaceae
Exons: 4
Coding region: 1-2250 (749 amino acids)
Biological process (GO): cilium movement; outer dynein arm assembly
Cellular component (GO): cilium
Source: RefSeq, a predicted model, not a curated record
AUGGCCAGCGAGUUUACCGACAUUUCAGGGAACACGCCCUUGAAGAGCACUGACAAACAAUCGAAGAAGCGUAGUGGAUUAACAGGAAGGAUGCGAUUACUGCCGCUUUCCGAGACGUCCGCUCAAGGAGCCUAUGAAAUGUAUUCGAGUAACAACGGUGGCAACGGUGUGAAUGGAAGUAAAAGUGGUCUCGCCACUCAGAAGCUCAAGAAGAUCACGCACAAACGCGAGCUCAUGGAGGCUGUACGCAAGACCAGCACGCCGAUCAUGUUGCCUGGACGAGACAGUGGCUUAUCGAGCUCAAACCGAAGUUUACACGACGGAAACGCAAGCAAUCCUACUCCAGAGAUCGAUUCUGGCCAACGAGACAUUGAAUAUCUGGAAGACGGAGUGCAUCACAACGCUCGGAAAUUUAACGAACUCAAGCUUACGGUAGAUCGAAGACAACGAGACCUCCAUAAACUGUUGGACGAGUUACGCGUUCUACAGCUCGAAAACGAAACUCUGAGCAAGAUACAGAACCAGGAUACACCCGUGUCCAAGAAGAAUAAUCAGAUUAAGCAACAUAUUGCUCAGUGCACAGCCAGUAUGGAAGAGCAAAUGCAUCUGCGGCGGCAGCUUGAACACAUGAUCAGGCGCUUACAAACCACUCAGUUGUGCGUUGACUCACAGCUCUCUGGUAUGGCCACAGCAGUUGAUAGUAGCGAACGUGAAGUCGAAGAGGUAAAGACGCUGUGCAGGCAACUCGAGGUCGGUAAAAGCCGUGCUGUUCAGUUUUUGCAGGAGGUGCAAUUGCAGUUGCAAGUGGAGCGGAAGGCUCGAGCACGAGAACUGGGAGAUCAUGAAGUUCGAGCACGAAAUUCUCAAAAAAUGGAGACGUGGAGGCUGCAGCGAGCUCAAGAACGUGCGGAGAUGGUAGCGGAGAUGCGUGGAGACUUGUCAGCGGAGGAGGAAGCUCGAUUGAUUAAGUGCAUUGAGAGCAAAGAACGUGACAAAGAGGCUUUACAUGCUGCUAAUUUGGUGAAAUCACAAAAGAAUGCUGACUUUGAGGCCGUGUUAUCCGAGAUGAAGCUAGCGAUGGGGGCCGCUAGCUUACGUGAAGUGGUCGAGAAGAUUGGUGCUCAAGCAGCUACAAGUAUAUCACUGGACAAGGAGAAAACACAAGCUGAGGAACGUCUAGUCGCCGUGCGACAGGAGAAAGAACUAGUACUUCGAGAGCUUAAUGAACUUAAGGCGUCGGGUAUCGGGGGUAUCGAACUCAAUCGCGAAGUGUACAACACACUGGAGAGCGAGAUUCAACAGGCCAAAGCUACGUACAAAGUGAACAAAUCCGCCUACGAACGACUCGAUGGAGUCAUGUCAGCUGUUCGACAAGGAUCAUUUGGGUUGGCAAGGCGACUUCAAGCUUUCGACGAUGUCUUGGAAGCUGGACUGGGGGAUAAUAACUCUGGUAGUACGACUGGAAGUACUUCAUCUGGUGGUAUGAUCCCGACGAAUUCCAUGUUAUCGUUGAUGUCCGGUGGUGAGCACGCAGGAUAUCUCAUCACAGCGGAGCUCAAACUCACCAAAAUCUUGGAAAUUGUGGGUCAGUCGAGCUCGUCUGUGAACACUUUCGGUGGCUAUGAUGGUGUGGAUGGUAGUGGCAGUUUAGGUGAUGAAAACUCACAAGGUAACAAUCCAGAGGACGGAGGCAACAACGCACACCUCGAGUUGUUGGAAGACGGCAACGCUAUGUGGUCGCCAACUACAAAUAAUGAUCCGCGACUUCACGAGAAUAACAUUCGAGUACGUCCGUCGACACGGCAUUUGCCUUCAGCUUCGUUAAUGGCCGCUCGGAUUGGUAUCACCCUCCCAGAUAGUGACGAUGAGCCCGAUACAGCACGCUCCAAAGCUUCUGCGACCGGGUCGGACAUUGGCGAACAGAUGAGCGUACUCGUACCGUCUCGCGAUAUCCUGAAAAUGAGCAGCUCUCGUCACUUUGCCGAAGUUAUGCGCAAGAAAGAGCUGGCCGAGAAGCAAAAAGUGGCAGCUGAAAAAGGAAUUUCAGACGAAGAAAUGAUGGCCAAACUUCGCAAACGCACCCAGCUCGAGACGGACGUUCGACUUGCUACGUCGCCAACACGUCACGGGCCAGAACUUUUCUUCGCCAAAGCCACUGCAGCAGCCGAAGACAGCGAAGUUUCAAGCCCAAAUAUCAACUCCAAUCAGUCUUUAGCUUUCGUCACACAAAUGCAUUUCAAUGAUCUCUAA